CACGAGUGGGCAAAUUUGUUUAUAUAAGAAAAACAUGUUAUUCGAUGGAUUAUACGAAUUUCGAAACUGAAUAAGUAAUGGGAUUUCGUACCGUUCGGUUCGAGUUUUACUUUUCUCUUAAAACUCUGUGCAUGGAAGAGUGAGCGAAUCAUAUUUCACAUGAAAACGGUAACAGAGACAGUUUUACGAAACAAUUCACGGUUCGAUGGGAUUCGUAAGGAACAUAGGCUCCCUUUGAAUGAAAAGUUCAUAGACGCUUCCGCUUGGUGCCAGCACUUUCCAAGGAAGCGGUGAAUCGUUCCCGUGCUACAUCUGUCGGCGACUAGUUGAAGCAGUGGCCGAUCCGUGCAGUACAGUACCUCUCUAGCUUUCCGAAGCGGCACUUGGUUAUUUUCGCAUCCGUGCGAAAUCCCGAACGAACGAGCGGAGAGAGCCGCGUCGCCAUCUUUAGGAACGGUACCGACUGCCUCCGCUACCGCCGCCUGUCCCGUUCUAAGAGGGCAAAGUCAAUCCGCGAGUAUAGUAAAACAAUUAGUGUAUUUAGUGCGAUAGCGCGUACAGUAAUUCCCCUAUCGCGAGGAGACGCGAAACAUAACCGUACGCGAUGUUCAUUUAAUACGGGACGGAGUCAAAGUUUUUUGCGCGCGUGUGUGUGUCCCGUGUAAGUUCAGCAGACGACGUUUCGUAAGAGUUGGAGGGUUGGGAACGAACAAAAAUCAAAACGUCGUUCUCUCGCUCGUACGACCCUCGUUCAAGCAUCACGACUACGACCGUAAAUUCAGUCGCACGGCACGUUCCGCUGCGAAUCAACCAGUGUGUAGUGUUUUGAUCUGCCGAACCGUGUGGGACAGGCACGUCAAUGGUAGUCGUGGCAGAUGUACGCGGCUACGAAUUAAGACAGGAGUAGAAAAGAAAGGGGGAGGAAGGGAAAGAUUGAGACGGGUGUAGAGAAACGACACCAACGACAGAGACCAGUACAAUUGACAGGAAAGAUGGCGCGAGGUGUGAACGAGGAUUAAUGCUGACCCAUUUUUCCGCGCGAAAUCGCUCGGUCUAAGUUUCUCGUGCGAUUCGAGGUAACCACGAAGGUUCCAAUUCCUCGUUCGCGAGGGUACGGGUACCUGACGUGUGAUUCGAACUGAACCAAGUAAAUAGUAAGCAAAGGGAUACUCCGCUUUCGGUAGGAGUGUAUUCACCGUGCGGUGCGCGCGUGUGCCCUGUUUCUUGCGUAAGUGUGAGUGCCCCUUUCGACGUGUGCGGGUUUCCGUAGAGUCGGCAUUGGCGUGACAUCGUGCCCUGACUGUCAUCGACGUAACGAAAGAACGGUAAAAGACAAAAAAAAAAAAAAGGUGUCGAAAGAGUAACGAAAUACCGGUGCUGGUGGUACCGAUAAGUGUACGCGGAAGAUAGCAAAAUUUCUGAAGAGGCCAGUGGUUCGCGGGGCCUUGAUAGGCUCGGCUCCCGUAGAAGACCAACGAAGACGAAGACGCUGUCUUCGGUAAUUUCACGAGCUGCGUAGAGCCCUGGCCGGCUCGGAUAUCAUCGCAGCUGCUAAGAUGGGCAACAAUGCCGCGACCGCGAACAAAAAGGUUGACGCUGCCGAGAGCGUCAAGCAGUUCCUCGACAAGGCAAAGAAGGAGUUCGAGGAUAAGUGGCAGAAGAACCCGACGAACACCGCCGGUCUCGAUGACUUUGAGCGUAUCAAGACUCUCGGUACCGGCUCGUUCGGUCGUGUCAUGAUAGUCCAACACAAACCGACCAAAGAGUAUUACGCCAUGAAGAUACUCGACAAGCAAAAGGUCGUGAAACUCAAGCAAGUCGAACACACGCUCAACGAAAAGAGAAUACUGCAGGCGAUCAGCUUCCCGUUUCUGGUAUCGCUACGGUUUCACUUCAAGGAUAAUUCCUAUCUGUACAUGGUACUCGAAUACGUACCCGGUGGCGAGAUGUUUAGCCAUCUCCGCAAGGUCGGCCGUUUCUCCGAACCACACUCGCGUUUUUACGCGGCGCAAAUCGUCCUAGCGUUCGAGUAUCUACAUUACCUCAACAUAAUCUAUAGGGACUUGAAGCCGGAGAAUCUGCUGAUCGAUUCCCAGGGUUACCUGAAAGUCACCGAUUUCGGUUUCGCCAAAAACGUGCAGGGCAGAACAUGGACCUUGUGCGGAACGCCCGAGUAUCUCGCGCCCGAAAUAAUCCUAAGCAAAGGUUACAACAAGGCCGUGGACUGGUGGGCGCUAGGUGUCCUCGUUUACGAGAUGGCUGCCGGUUAUCCGCCAUUUUUCGCCGAUCAACCGAUCCUCAUCUACGAGAAGAUCGUCGGCGGCAAGACGCGAUUCCCCACGCAUUUCGGUUCCGAUCUGAAGGACUUGCUCCGCAAUUUGCUGCAAGUCGAUCUCACCAAGAGGUACGGUAACCUGAAGGCCGGCGUGAACGACAUCAAGGGUCACAAGUGGUUCGCCCAUACCGAUUGGAUAGCAGUCUUCCAAAAGAAAAUAGAGGCGCCGUUCAUACCCAAGUGCAAGGGUCCCGGGGACACGAGCAACUUCGACGACUACGAGGAGGAGACGCUCAGGAUUUCGUUGACGGAGAAGUGCGCCAAGGAAUUCGCCGAAUUCUGAAUUUCCCAUCCGGAUAGAAGAUGGAUACACGUGUCGCGUAUUUAUUCAUACGCGAUGGUUCGUCACUCGUUGGUCGCUUUUCGGUCGAGAGAAAGAGAUAGAUGAAGUAAGAUGGAAUUAUUGGAUGGAGAGGGAGCGAACGAGAGAGUGAAAAAAAGAGUGAGUGAGAGCUGGCGAGGAGAGCGAAAGUGUAAGUAACGUAUGUAUGCAUGCAAGCGGGAAAGAAAGGAAAUACGGGUAUGAGUGAGCGCGAAUUGCAUGAUUGCGUGCGUGGUUCGGGGAAGCUCGCAGGCGAAGAUAGAAUUCAAGAUUUCGCCAGGGAUUUUUUUGGGGGGGGAGAAGAGUGAAACGUGCAAGAUAGCAUUAUAGCACAUAGCAGAUUUUGCGCUUUGUUAUUUUGUGUCCGAACUUACCACGAAUGGAGAAUCACGAGACGAGAUGGUAGCUGUCGAGCGUAUAGGGAAAGAGAGACAGCGCGCGCCAGAGAGAGGAAUAGAGGGAGACAAACAAAUAUAAUAUAUUAAAGAAACUACCUUUCGGUUGUUCCGCACACGGUAAUCGUAUACACCCCGUCGCCACCGCCGUCGCUACUUUUUACAUGAGAGAAUCUUUUUUUUGCCCCAGUCAAGUAUCUGUCGCAUCGACGUACGAGAACGAUGAAUGUAUACAUAUAUAUACAGAUCAAGAAAUACACAAUGAAUUAUGAAUAUAUACAUGUACGCGUAUAACGAGUUAACGAGUACAUACAUUUAUACGUACAAUGAAUGAUGAAUAUAUGUAUAUGUGUCUAUAUAUUCAUAAUAAUUGACGAACAUACAUGAAUAUGUUCACAAUGAAUGAUGAACAUAUGCAUGUAUACAGAUACAUCUAAAAAUCUGUAUAUAUUUGUAUAUAUGUAUAUAUUCAUAAUGACUGAUGAAAAUACAUAUAUGUCCACUCCGAAUAUAUACAUGUGUAUCUAUACAUCUGUGUAUAUAUUUAUACGCAGAUGAAUGUAUACAUGCACGUACGUGUGUGUGCAUACACGCACGUGCAUGUGUCUGUCCCCUACGGUGGCUAUAUCGUCCAGUUUGCGGAGAAGGUGUGUGUAAAGUUCGCUCUCGAUAAUUGUUACUAAUAUCGGAAACGUCGGCCCCCACCGGAGUUAUUUUGUACAUAAUAGCGUCGCUGUCUCUAUGAGUGUUCCCCGAGCCCCCUUUACACCGCGCCCCUCUUCUUCAUCGUCCUCUUAGCACAUACGUUUACAAGACUUUGCCGGGGAGUAGUCAUAAUACACCAACAAUCAAUUGUCAUGUCGUGCAUUGUUGUCUAUUUGUCUACAAGAAUUCCUUCUUCGACGUUGAGAGAACAUUUUUUGUCGCGAUAAUACGGAUACCAAUGUUUCUAUAUCGGUAGUCGUCACACGGUUAUUCCGCCGGAGUAAUGUUUACGUACCGACUUUGUUUUUGUUAUUUUCUUUUUUCGUUUUAUUAUUAUUUCUUUUUUUUUUCGUAUUUCCCAUCGAUUGCUCGCUUCUCGGAGAACAUCGGGAGGAGAGCGCGAGGGAGAGAGAUACCUUUAUUAUAGUAUAUUGUGAAUCUUAUAACAAAAAAUACUCGUUAUAUACUGGCUACAGAUGCUCGUUGUUGAAUUAUUGUACCUAACGUAAAUGGUAGGGGGAAAAAAAAGAGGAAAGAAAGAGAGCGAGAGAGAAUGAGUGUCAGAGGAACAAAAGAAGUAUUUGCGAAAAUAGGAUCGGCGCGGGGUACGAGCAAAUGAGGAUUCAUUUUUGGAACAUUUUUAAUAGAGGACCACCGGCGUUCGUACAUAGAUACAUUGUAAGAGUAAUUCAUAUAUUAUAUCGCCUGAAGUUGCUGUACGCAAAAGAAGCAACGUUAUCUUUUAUAUAGAGCUGCACUUUUAGUACGGAAUGUAAACAUACGGACAAUCCUGAUCGUGUAAGAGAACAAAAGAGGAGAAACGAACGGUGCACACUCGACAAAAGAGAAAUGAGAAAAUGAAAAAUGGCCAAAGGAAAUUGUGCAUACACGUACCGCGAGAAUGAAAUAUUUCGUCGAACAAUAGAGGCAAGGCGAAGCCGAAUUCGUUGAGAGGCCGUUCCGUGAAACGAAAGAGAAUUAAACGGAGAGACCAGCAACGGCAGCAGUAGCAGCGACAGCGAAUCUUACCCAAAGACUUGUUUAUUCAUUUUUUUAGACAACACUUUCUUUCGAGAUCACGUAGGAUACUUAACGGUGUCGUGCUCGAAUACGUUAUAUCUCGACGAUAUAAUAACACCCCCAUGACCAUUAACGAAUAAUGCGAAGUAUGGAAACACCAAUAUAAUAAUAACUUGAACAAUGAUUGCACUCGCAACCAUAUAAGUAUGCCCAAACGUGUACACUUAAAAUUGUGCUUAGGGUAUGAUAUUACGAAACUUUGUACGAGUAGCUGGGUUGUCGUCGAUAAUUGAAGUCGAUACGGGAUAUUUAGCUCUUCGAGUGCUGAAGAGGGAAUGCUUUCUUUCCAGGAUUUGUUUUGCCUCGAAUUAGAUAAUACAAGAAAAUUAUUUCAUGAACACAAUGUCAACCAAUCUGAGAGAUCUCGAACCUUUCUGUAUUGGGGGCUUACAAAUGUACACAAUAAGCUUGUUUACAUUGGUUGCGUGGGAUUUAGAAUCAAAGAUAAUAUUGACAGGCAGUAGAUAAGAGUUACCUUCCAAAGUGUCGUACAUAUUUGAGGUGAAUAUAUAUAUUUUCAAUCAGGUGCAGUUCAUUCUCUACUGGCAAUAGAAUCAUUUUUAGAGGUGUUAUUAAAAUUGCAACCAAAAUAGUCUGAUUUAACAAUUUCCAACUAUCAAGAGGUAACGCAAUGUGGAAGAAAACUCUGGACGGAUAUACGCGUAAUAGCACUCAAAGGGUUAAUUAUUACGCGGUAGAGUCAUCGUGCGGUUGAACGUCGACACCAUAUCGGCGCAAGUAUGGCGAUGUCGUAUCAAUUCGAUUCGGUGGCUUGGUCGAGACGUUAGUCGAUCACUCGAUCGUCGAAAAAGCGAGAUUGGUGUGGGUGGGAGGAUAAAUCUAUGUCUAAGAUGCGGUAACGUCAGCCAACUACUGCGGUUUCCACUUUCGUCCGACUUCGUCCUCCUUCCGAAUGAGACAAAACGUAACGAUCGAAGUCGCAGCUUAAAAAGAGAAAGGACGCGAACCGUGGUAGACGGAGAAAGGGAGAACGCGACGGGGAAAAUACAAGAGGAAAGUUAUAUAUCGCGAGGCAUACUUUUCGGUUUUACCGUGCGUGCGCCCGUAUCUAUACAAGGUGUCCCGUAAUUCGUGAUACGAUCAAGGUGGGGGUGAUUGCUCAUUCAAACGCAAGCUGAGAACGGCCUGAAUAACAAUUCCUUUAGCACUCGAAGCCUCGCGAAGCAGUCGAGUUUUGAAAAUUCAUCGGGUACGCGACAUCUGAUUUAUAUUUCGAUCCAAUACAUUUAAUAGUCGUUUUUCGAGCGCAAAAAUCUUAUGGAGUCGAGGCAUUCGAAUCGUGGAAGAGCUUGUAUACAAGGCUCGGGGGUUUUUGAGACGAGGAAAAUUCUUGGUUGUACAAGUAUAACAAAUAAACUUAUUAUUGGAGCUUAUUCGCGAAAGUAAACACAAAUUGACAGUGAUAUGCGUUAAAAUUUAUACAUUUAAUUGAAAUUCGGUUAGGUGUGCUCGACGAGCUUGAUUGUUUCGAAAAGUACACCUUGUAGGAGGAAAAGCGAUUACUCGUUUUUCCGCUUGUAGCACGAAUUACAGGACACCUUCGAGCGUGUCGUCCAUUUGCAACGACGGAUGUGCAACUUUACAUCGCUCGAAGGUCGCGGAUUGCGCAUCCACGAGAAACUGGUCGCCAAAAUCUGAUACUCGAAAAACAUAGUUGUGUCACUCCGAUUGCAAACGGACGGCACGUGCGUCACGGUAACACACGGGCACAAAUAGACCAGAGAAACGGAGUGUCGUUCCUUUUCGUCGCGUUUAUAUCUCCUGGGUUGCAUAGUGGCUCGAAAAACUAUUUGCAUGUCUUUUUGGAGGUAAAGAAGCACCACGUUAUUAUGGUGUUCAUGUACGCUUCAUUGUACACGGAAAAAAUAAAUUGAUAAUUUGUUGUUUGAAAAUAAUACAAGAAUGAAAGUUUCAUAGCCAAGACAGUAUUUGUAUACUAGUCUCAUGACUCUCUACUUGUACAAAAAAAAAAAGUUGUUUAUCAAUUACGCCUCUCGAUGUAAUAAUUUUUAAAAAUCUGUUCUAGAUAAAUGCAUCGUUACUUUUACUUCAUAAAUUACCUCACGAGAAGUAUCGAUAAAAUUGCUCCAAAAAUAGUCUGAUUUAAUGAUUUCACUUGCCUGUAAUCAACGAAAGAUUUAAUAAUUUUAUAACCAUCAGGAGGUAAUGGUGACGUGGAAUCUAAAAAACGUAGGCGUGCAAAUACUUUUUCCUCCGUCUGGAGAAUGCUAGCAUAGGUUCAUUUGCAUACGUUGCUACGUUACAAGAACAAAAAGAGGAAUAGGAACGGGUUGGGAAGCCAGACAAAGAGACGCGAAAUUCUUGGCGAGGAAAUUACGCGGCCAAGGGGAUCGUGCUUUCGGAUAGCCAGUUUCUUGGCCAAUGUUCUACCUGCUCAUGUGGAAUGUAACAUUGUCACUCUGGCGUUUGCAUCGACGACACGGUUGCACGCUGUCGUCUCUCGACAGUAUUUUCAAUGUAUGGUUUGGAGGAGCGCGAGAUCACUCGUUCCUGAAUUUUCUCGUGUCUAGAAUCUCGAAAUGUAAUAUCGUCUUUCUGCCGUUUACGUUGAUGAUAAGGGUGGUAGCAUUGUGGCCAAUCCGUCUUCUCUUGACAGUCUUCUUGAUUUAUGUGGUGGAGAAAUGUGAGAUCGCUUGUUCCUUAAUUUUCCCGCACUUAGGGGCUCGAAAUGUAAUAUUGUCUCUCUAGCGUUUGCCGACGAUAAGAUUGGUAGCAUUGUGACCAACUUGUCUUCUCCCGCCACUCUUCUCAAUUAAAAUGUUGGAGGAAUGUAAGAUCGCUCGUUCCAUAAAUUUCCCGGCGCCUAGGAGCUCGAAAUUCAAGAUCGAAGAUUGCAACGCUUGCGUUUCUCCGUACCAAAGACUUAGCUUCCUUCCAUCUCUAUUUCUAUCAAUUUCCAGUUAUCUAUCAUCGGUACUCGUAAAAGAAUUAAUUUUGGAGGAUAAUAAAGUUCCAAUCGAUCAGUGAUUCUAAUCGACUUACCAGAUACUUAACGGAUCCGAAGCUGUUAAAUUCCUUUACGACAAAUUCCAUUCAUAGAAGUUUCGCAUUAUCUCGUGCAUACAUCAUUGCGUUCGGAUGAUCUAAAUUUAUCCAGUCGCGCUUACAGAUACCGAAUUCGCGUAAAGACGUGAUCGAAUCUUCUGCCAGCUGUAGCACUUGGUCUCGUAGGUAAACAAUCUCUCUAUCGAAGGUACCUCGUUAACUAAACUACGAAAAUUCUUGGAACGGUCACGGAUACGUUAUCGCGAAUGAACUGUACAUACAAACGCGGACUGUGUUUUCAUGAAACGAAAAGAAAAUGGAACGCAUCCGAUUAUGAUUAUUCGUAACUGUCCUAGGGCAACCAUAAGUCCAUCGUCUCAGUUUUAUCGCCGUGGAUGGGAAGCGAUAAGACACUCGUUCACCGAGUAUUACUUUCCGUGGACACGAUAAUCGUUCGCGUUCGAGUGGUUACAGAUUACUAAAUCUUAACGGGCUGUAAGCACACUCGAACGAUAUUUAUUUUGUGGAACGAUGAGUGCGUAGGUGUGCUUCAGGUAUCACGAAGGAUGAUUUGUAUUUAUUUCGCGCCAGAAUUCAGUGGAAGAUGUCUUUUGUAAAUAUUAGUCAUAGGUAAUUGUUUAAGCUGUUGUAUCGUCCACGUUUAUCGGUAGCUACGCUUCGUUAAGUAAUACUUUUUCCGACGAAUUGGCUGCGGAACGUCCCGAUAAGUCGUUUUCGAUUACGUAUUCUUGUACAAUACAUCGUGUCCACACUUUCCUUUCAAGCUCGAUAUUCCGUCACAAUACGCUUGUCGUUCGGACUCGCAGAUGAUAGCGUGGUCUCUUGGUUCAGUGAUCGAUCGUUGCGCAAUCGUUACCCGUUAGACAUUUAAAUAUUCGCGUGUAUAAAUAGUUACGCAACGAUAUCGAAACCAUCUUCGUUCAAGUUCGCAUAACAAGUGGUAAAUUGCAUCCGUUCGCAAGCAUGCCUGGUAAUAACGACCGUGUUUCUCUUUGUGUUUAGUGCUCUACGUGUCUUUUAUCCGCUGGCUACUGUAGACGUUCGUGCUCAUUCACGAUAGGCAGGAUCUAUUUUGUGGAUCGUUGCCGACUACAAAAUUCCUUAGGCGAUAGGCUUACUCUGGCUGAAUGGGACAAUUCGUCUGUAGUUGGAUCUGACUCUAAUUUGGGAAUCGUUUGUAGGGAAUCGAUUUUUAUGAAAUUUUUUUUUACGCCAAAGGUUACAGAAAACUUGGAUUUAUCUGCAGACGAGUGAAUACUGAAACGAAUAAAACAUGCAAUCACAUCCAACUGAAAUUCAAUUCCGAAUUACAGCAGUGGAUGUUGUUGAUGUUCCAAAGAGGCACACUUUGAAUACAACAGCAAGCCUUGUCUGUACUUCAAGUGCAAAAGGUUAGCAGUCGUUAAGUUCUCGUUAAAAGAGAGUUCUGUCUAGAAACCGCCGUCUUUAUUAUUCAGCCGUUUCAUUUUAUCGCUCGAGUCCGAUAAAAUGCGCAACUGAGAAAUUUAAUCGUGUCGUAAAGCAACUUUUUUUAUCUACAAUUAUUAUUCCACAGGAUAAACGACAGCUACAUCUCCUUAUUACAGAAUAUAACGAUGAUAGAGAAUGAGAUUCAACGCUAGGUUUAUGAAGCACGAUCAUUUUGAUCUGUUCCAAAUUUCACAAGGAAUGUUACAGAAAUUAUUUACAUUUUUUGUCAAUUACUUGUGCUGACCUUUAUUUAAAUAAAGAGACAAACAUGCAAUAUAAUAUAACGUAAUCUUAUAAAAUAGUACACAGAAAAGUUCAUGGGAAGCAAACGUUCAAAAAAAAAAAAAAAAAAAAAAAUAAAAAAAAAUAAAAAAAAUGAACAAUGCAGGACGCUUGGAAGCUCCCGGAAAACCUAGUGUUGGAAACUCACGACCAUACAGCGUUGUAUAUCGAUGGCCACUUACCGUCUGUCGGUCUGGCGUUCUCGAAUUGGAAUUAAUUAUUCAUUGAACAUAGAUCAAGUGCAAUUCCGCUCAUGGAAAGCGGUCAAUUGCGUUAGUUUAUUGUUUCACCCAUUGUCAUGUAACGCUUCGCCUUCGGCGUUCAUUAAUACCGUAGCACAGUGGAAUAGUUCUUGCCUCCACGACCGUAUCUUAUCGAGAUAUCGCGGAGGAAGCGAAACCUAACCCAAUAAGCAACCGAUCGUAGGAAACGAUAUCACCUUAGCGGAUCUUAAUUAGACCGGGAACGGGUUUGAGUAUUACGGUGGAAGUAUUCUGACGUUUUUCGUUGAAAAUAUACAAAAUCCACUGUCGAAGAUCAAUUAAUCUAUAGCGCGUUUUAUAUUUUGCCCCGAGUAUCCAUUGAAAAAAAUGAAAAUGGCGUUCCUUCACGCAUCAGAACUCUCUAGUCCAAUCACAAUCGUGAACGAUAAUGAAACGUCCGUGUCGAUUCUACGCCGCAAAAAUGGCUACUCGAAAAACGAAUCUCGCAGUCCUCCCCCUCGUCGAUAUUUUUCAAUUAAAACGUAGUUUAACCUAAUUUAUCAGUACCUUUUCGUGCUCCGCGUAAAAAGCGACGGCAAUUAGUGUUCUCCCAACUUCUCUCUGUUGUACGAUUUCGCAGCGAAACUUGUUCAUCGUUCGACACCUUUUAUACGAGUUUUUAUCAGUUCUUCGCAAAGUGAUUUAGUUUCCUUCGUCGCGAACGUAGUCAGGGGAGGCAGGCUUUGCCAUCUGAUUUGCAUAACGAAGGUUUAAUGAAUUGGUUCACCUCCGCUGUGAUGCUUGGAAAUGUUUCUCGUCGAAAAUGAAGCUGAAAAUUCGAUCACUUGAGAAUAUUAGGUCGGCCGCAAGUUUGUGACGCAAAUUGCGUUUAUAUUUAAUAAAAAAAGAAAAAAUCUUUAUUUCAUAUAACACGAUAAUAAAAUUUUAUAGCGACGGUAUAAUGAUUGUCGGAAAGGUCAUAAAGGAAAGGAUCGUAGAGAAAAGAAGGGUGAAUACAUCUUUUUUUUUUUUUUUUUAUAAAACGAGAAGGUAUGGUUCACAGUAAUGAAUAAUGUCACAGCCAUAAGCGGCAUGAACUUGUGGGAUGACCUAAUGUCAUUGACGAUUAGUCGCGUCGAGUGAUUUGUUGAUAUUAAAAUUGGAAAAUAAAAUCGACGAUUAUCAAUAUUAUUGUGGAUGUUUAUGUAGAUUCAUAUCUUCACAGAUACAGAAAAUGACUCGUUGAAACACAUGCUUUAAUGUUAUCAGUAUUUUUAGUUAUAUUCAGUUGGACUAGAACGCCUUCGAUAGUUACGACAGCAGCGUUGCUGGUCGUAACGCGAUGGCUCAAUAAGGGAAUUUGUUACUCGAUAAUAUCGAACUGCGACUCUGUAAUAUAUGGACGUGGAAAUUUUUCCUAUCAUCACAGUUUUAUCAACCACCGAACGCAACGGUAGUUAAUAUUACCUUUGUCCUUUCUUUUGACGGACGUAUCUAUCGAAAAUCGAUCAGCGUUGCGCUUUUAGCUCGCCAAAUCCGCUGGAAGAUUUGCAAGAUUUGUACAAUAAUAAAAAGCCGGACAAAAUUUUUAACUCUUCCCGUGGAACGUUUUCGU
This is a messenger RNA of Hylaeus volcanicus, 11455 nucleotides long. RefSeq names its product cAMP-dependent protein kinase catalytic subunit 1 (gene Pka-C1). Gene Ontology annotation, biological process: peptidyl-serine phosphorylation. Gene Ontology annotation, molecular function: cAMP-dependent protein kinase activity; ATP binding. The record is from RefSeq and is a predicted model, not a curated record. The transcript has a single exon. Lineage: Eukaryota; Metazoa; Arthropoda; Insecta; Hymenoptera; Colletidae. Gene Ontology annotation, cellular component: nucleus; cAMP-dependent protein kinase complex. The coding region runs from base 1557 to 2618 and encodes 353 amino acids.